Molecule: messenger RNA, 483 nt
Organism: Gongylonema pulchrum
Lineage: Eukaryota; Metazoa; Nematoda; Chromadorea; Rhabditida; Gongylonematidae
Source: the annotation of a GenBank genome assembly
AUGCAUCGCCUGAAACAGCAGAUUGUCAUGUUUCUUCGUCGGAUUUGGCCGCCAGCCGAUGGACUCUGCCCGACAUUUGCGCUGAACAGUGAUCUGGCGUUAACCGGCAAUAGCUCCGGUCGGUUGAUGCAAGUUGAAGAUAUUAUCGACAGGCUUCGUGUUGCAUUGGGUGUGCCAAAAAUUCGGACGUGCGAUGCGAAAAAAGUGACCAGGAAAUUCGAUUGUCAUCGACUGUUGCAGCUGAAGAAAAAUCUGGUAGUGUGUCAGCACUGUGGCAGCUAUCACGAAUUUAAUAGGAUCUGCGAGAAGCAGUCAACAAAUGUGAAGUUCGAUGACGACGCACGGCCUCAUUCCCAGAAUAUACGAGGGCACCCUGUAGCUGAUGCGACAGAUACACAACGAAUUGUUGAGCUCGGUAUUCCACGACCAACGUGGUUCAAACCUAAAUUUUUUGAUAAUUCUUUUCGUGAUGACAAACACUGA